Molecule: messenger RNA, 2127 nt
Organism: Fusarium pseudograminearum CS3096
Lineage: Eukaryota; Fungi; Ascomycota; Sordariomycetes; Hypocreales; Nectriaceae
Exons: 5
Coding region: 1-2127 (708 amino acids)
Biological process (GO): establishment of cell polarity; septin ring organization
Cellular component (GO): mating projection tip; nucleus; division septum
Source: RefSeq, a predicted model, not a curated record
AUGGCUGACCCGUUGAGUAUCGCAGCAUCAAUCGCUGGUCUCAUCUCCGUCACCGUCGAGACAGCAAAAUUCCUCGCCCCUUAUGUAUCGGCCGCCAAAGAGACACCACAGAUAGCCGCCCAUGUGUUCUCUGAAAUUCAGAGCAUAGAGGUUAUCUUACAGGGGCUUCAGAGCCUCACUGCGAACUUUGCCUCAGUCAAAGCACAACACGCUGCGUUGAUUGGAGUCAGUCAGGUUGUCACUAUUUUGACUGACGGCGUACUUUUGUUUUCGGAAUUGCAGAAUGAGCUGGAUUCUUUACCAGCCAAAGACGAGGCUGAUGAGGGAGUCUCACUGUGGUCGCGAUUGCAAUGGGCGCGCAAGGAAAGCUCUCUCAACACUCUUAUUGUGAGACUACAGAGUUUCAAAAGCUCGACAACUUUGAUCUUGAUGAUACUGAAAAGUGAUUCCGAUCGAUUAGCAGCCGUACACCAAGACGAGUUAUCCAACAAUAUUAAAGCCCUGCUUGACACGAACCAUUCCCUGUCACAGAGAUUGAUGGGAUUGGAGGAUGCUUUGGAAGCACAGACGAUCCGGACGAAGUCCAAUAGUAUUUUAACACUGCCAGGACGCCAUGAUCAAUCCGACCUUCCGUACACACCACUAUCAUCAACCAAUACAGAUGAUAGCAACUUAUUCAAGUUCGAUUUUGAAGACGACCUUGAAUCUUCACGGGUCUACAGGCGUACGAAACGGGAUACCGUGGACUUUUCCUUCUGCAGCUCGAUAUUACGGUCCAAUUCCUGGUCCGUCUUCUCCGGAUUGAGUCUCAGCGACAUAUCCUGCUUAUCGGUUAUAGCAUUGCCGGUCUAUUCAGAUGACAUUAUCAAUGCCCAUCACUAUAACUUUGGAGAGUCCGCGUCUGUAGCACCGUCCCUUGGAGGGUUUUCUACCGAGCACAGAUAUGUGUGGAGAGAUGUGCCUAAGCUCUGGGAGAAUGAACCUUUGCUAUCUGAAUGCCACGACCUGAAGCUUAAAAUGCUGCAAUUGCCUCGAAUGGCCAUCUUCUUCGAAAACAUACCUUCGCCUCUUGAUCCCUUUCAUCAUCUUUGGGAAGUUUUUCGGCAGGCCUUUCCUCUAAUUGUCCUUCUCCAAGCUCUGAACCCACCGAUUACGGUUCCCGACAUACAAUUGUCUCUCAUUGAAGGGCAGGUUGUCCCAAUCGAUUUUAUAUGCAAAAUUUCGACAAGGGAUAAGAACAAGAUAGCCAUGUGGUUCAUCCUGUGUUGCCAUCACGAGCUAAAUAUACCUGUGGAUAACCUGUUCACAAUAUCCGAUUUGAUGUUUGGUGAUUGUUAUGGCUUUUUCAAAGUACUUCCAGUUAUAUCACUCAUCACAGAGAAGCUGAAGGUCAAAGGGAUUGUGAAGGAUUACUAUCCUUUGCUUAGUAUGAGACACAUGGAAUAUCCUCAAAUGAUCAUAGGCUUUGUCUCUGGUCAACGGAAGGCCGUUCAGGAUAUCGAUAAAUUCGCCAAAGCCAUGCAUAAAAUAGCAUCAUGUUCGAAACCAGAAGGAGAUCGACGCUUUAUCAAGACAUUGAACUUGGCAGCAAAGAUAGCUGCCAAGCACAUUAAUCUACUCACAAAGAUGGAAAAGAAUCUUUUCCUUCCGAUCUCUGAACAUAGAUGGAGACCUGUGUUCGAGUUAUAUCUCAAGGAUAUUGAUCUAGAGAUAUUGCUGAUGACGAAGGAGGUGACGAAACUUCGCUUUUUUCUUUCGCCUGGACUCGGUACAAGCGACGAUCGAAGCGAGACAUUGUCAGAAUGCUUGACCUUGCUGCAAUUAAUUGCCAACAGGGAUUCAGCGUAUGCUCGAUUCUUGAAUGAGAUACAACCGACAUCCCCCGAUCAAGAGUGGGACAUGAUCAAUGCACGAUUGGUAAUUGAAAGCGCCACUCGGAGGAUCGAGGCGGGAUUCAUAAGAGACUUGAACCAACGUGUACUGGACUGGAAAGGUCUGAGUCCUUUUGGCCUUGGCCAAGUCCUCCCUCUAAAGCAUGGCCAUAGCUUGAAACGUAUCUAUUUGAGGGUGCCCUUCUCUUCUGUUCAGAAGUCUACGGGGACUCGCAGAAAGCACAUGGUGUCUUGA